Messenger RNA from Penicillium waksmanii, 996 nucleotides. Its product is annotated as sugar phosphate isomerase/epimerase family protein. Lineage: Eukaryota; Fungi; Ascomycota; Eurotiomycetes; Eurotiales; Aspergillaceae. Bases 1 to 996 code for a protein of 331 amino acids. The transcript has a single exon. The record is from RefSeq and is a predicted model, not a curated record.
AUGCUUGACAAUCCCCUCGCAAUCACAACCUCGUCCUUGGGUCUUCAUCCUUCACAUACACUCCCGGAGAAAAUCCAUGCUGCUGCCUCUGCAUCGUUUUCUGCGAUAGAAAUCAUCUACAAGGAACUCGAAGACUAUGCGCUCUCCCAAGAACCAGCCUUGAGCAUAAGUGACGCUGCACAGGUCAUUGCGAAAUUAUGCUCGUCUGAAAACCUGGCGGUGUUAUCGUUAAACCCUUUCAAGAAUUUCGAGGGUCAUAAUUCGCCUCUAGAAAAUCGACUCGAGUCUGCGCGAAACUGGAUCGAGAUUGCGGCGUGCUUGGGAGCAAAGUACUUGCAAGUGCCAUCCCAAUUUGACGCAGCAAACAGUUCCGGAGACUGGCCACGUAUGGUGGCCGAUUUGCGUGAGCUAAGCGCCUUGGCAGCUUCAUACUCUGUUAGCAUCGCCUACGAAGCUGUGGCCUGGGGUACUUAUAUCAACACUUGGGAGGAAUCCCUCCGUAUGGUCCAGGAUGUGGGCCGAGUCAACUUUGGCCUUUGUCUGGACAGCUUUCACGUUGCUGCUCGAGUGUGGGGGGAUGUCACGGUCAAGAGUGGCAUGCGUCAAGAUGCAGAUCCAGCUCUGAAAAAGUCCCUUGAUCGAUUCGUUGAAACAUGCCCACUGGAUAAGAUAUUCUAUAUGCAGCUCUCAGACGGCGAGAGAUUCUUGCCUCCAUUAACGUCAGAGCAUCGUUUCUAUUCGAAAGAUCUACCCCCAUCUAUAUGUUGGUCACGAAACAUGCGGCCAUUUCCGCUUGAAGAGGAGCUAGGGGCGUACCUUCCUGUCACAGCUAUCUCUUACGCAUGGCUGAAAAUAAAAGGCUGGAAGGGUGUAGUGUCAUUGGAAAUCUUUGACUGGAGAAUGAGAGAAAAUGAAUCGCCCCGGCCGAAUGAAAAUGUACAGCGAGCAGUGGAGUCUCUGCAAAAACUAACGACAGCCUUGGAGAAAUAUGAAUAG